Hypomesus transpacificus is the source of this 2681-nucleotide messenger RNA. RefSeq names its product zinc finger protein 23-like. The coding region runs from base 455 to 1957 and encodes 500 amino acids. Gene Ontology annotation, cellular component: PcG protein complex; transcription regulator complex. Gene Ontology annotation, biological process: regulation of transcription by RNA polymerase II. Lineage: Eukaryota; Metazoa; Chordata; Actinopteri; Osmeriformes; Osmeridae. The transcript is spliced from 3 exons. The record is from RefSeq and is a predicted model, not a curated record. Gene Ontology annotation, molecular function: DNA-binding transcription factor activity, RNA polymerase II-specific; RNA polymerase II cis-regulatory region sequence-specific DNA binding.
UCCUUGUACUUACUGUAAGUCGCUCUGGAUAAGAGCGUUUGCUAAAUGACUAAAUGUAAUGACUGUAACGACAUAAAUCCUUAAAUGGUCAUCAUCCGCUACAACAGGGGGCGCUGUUGUCUCGACGUUGUCAUAGAACGGUGAACUGAUCACCGGAAGAGUUUGAUUUUCACAUCCUAGUGCAGGAAGCACAAUGCUAACGUCCUGUUAAAGUAUAUGCUAACGUCGUCCAUAAGCGGUGUGGCUACAGUUGGUAUGAAUGUAGAAGGGAAGUUUGAAAACUUGCAAUUACCUACUGGAGUCUUAUCUGCACGUGUUGCUUAUUUACAAGUGAUGUAGGGAGAAGGAAAGGAGAGAAUUGUUGUGGGGUUCGAAAACUUAGUUGAUCACUUGUCAAGGAAGACAGCAAGGGGGUUAGCCAGAUGCUAAUAGCUAACCUCACUAGAAUCUCAAAAUGUCUGUCCCAGACGUGUUUAAAGAACAUAUCUGUGCGCGACUAACAAUGACAGCUUUGGAAAUAUUCAGAGAAUUUGAAAAAACGCUGUUUGGGCAUCAAGAAGAAAUAUCUCGUUCCAAGGAAGAGAGCGCGCGAAUACAACGGCUUUUGGACGCUGUUACUAAACCUUAUAUCAAACUACACCAAACAGAAGUGCAGCAGCUCUCUCUCCCGGAGCCCCCACAGAUUAAAGAGGAACAGGAGCUGUGGACCAGUCAGGAGGAAGAGCAGCUCCAAGGACUGCAGUCUGAAACUACAAACUCCAUAUUCACCCAGCAGCCAAAGCUUUCAAACUUAACAAUGUCCAAAUUAUAUAUGAUGAGAGAAUUUUUCAGUGAGCGACUAACAACAGCAGCUUCCGAGAUUUUCAGAGCCAUUGAAAUAAUGGUCGCAGAGUACAAAGAAGAAAUCUCUCGUUCCAAGAAGGAGAGCGCGCGGAUACAACGGCUGUUUGACGUUCUUACUCAACCUGACGGCAAGCUACACAGAACAGAUGUACAGCAGCUCUCUCUCCUGGAGCCCCCACAGAUUAAAGAGGAACAGGAGCUGUGGACCAGUCAGGAGGAAGAGCAGCUUCAAGGACUAAAGUCUGAAACUACAGACUCCAUACUCACGUCUUCCAGUGUGGAUUGUGAUUCUGAUCAAGAGGGCUCUAUUGAAUGUUCACAUCUUGACAAAGCUGUCCAAGUGGACAAUAGAGAAGGAGACUCUCUACCCACCAACACAACUGAGGAGCAAAUCAAAGCAGAGUCUCAUGUAGAAGACUCUGCAGCACCAGAACCAGGCAGUGACUCUCAGCCCCUCUCUGUUGUAGCUCCAGACUGUCCUGCAGCUCAGAGUCUGGUGGAGGAGGAACAUGGAGGAGUGAUGCCUUUGCUAGAAACAGUCAAAUCAAGCAGAAAAAGAAAGAACACUCUUCCCAUGGAAGGUACGCCACAGGGCAGUCACACAGGAGAGAAACCUCAUCAGUGUUUAGAAUGUAAGAAGAGCUUUACUUUGAAGCAAACUUUGCUUAAUCAUAUGAUAAUACACACUGGAGAUAAACCAUUUCAGUGUCAAGAAUGUAAAAAGAGUUUUAGAUGGCAGUCAUCCAUGGUUACUCACAUGAGAAUACACACAGGAGAAAAACCAUAUCGGUGUCUCGAAUGUAACAACACUUUUAAUAAGAAAUCUACUCUGGUUGGACACAUGAGGACACACACAGGAGAGAAACCGUAUCAGUGUAAAGAAUGUAACAAGAGCUUUAGAUGGCAGCCUAAUUUGAUAACUCACAUGGUAAUACACACAGGAGAAAAACCGUUUCAGUGUCAGGAAUGUCACAAGAGGUUUCGCUGGCAGCCUAACAUGAUUACUCACAUGAGGACGCACACUGGAGAGAAGCCGUUUCAGUGUCAGGAAUGUAGCAGGUGUUUUUCUCUUAAGUGUAAUCUCAUUAAACACAUCAAGAUGCAUACGAGGUAAACCAUAUCGGUGUCAGUGUUGUAACAACACUUUCAGCCGGUAGAACACACAUAUACAGCGUAUAUGAGGAUGCACAGGAGAGGCAGCGUAUAUGAGGACACAGGAGAGGCAGCGUAUAUGAUGACGCACAGGAGUGGCAGCGUAUAUUAGGACACAGGAGAGGCAGCGUAUAUGAGGACACAGGAGAGGCAGCGUAUAUGAGGACACAGGAGAGGCAGCGUAUAUGAGGACACAGGAGAGGCAGCGUGAAGAAUUGUAAAACUUUAUGAUGUUUAGUCAACAGCAGCCAAUCAUGCUGGGCCUGGCUUCAGUAGUAUCAUCACUAGUAAAUAUUACUAAACAAAUUAAAACUGGUGUCAGUAUAAUGUGAGAUGAAAGAAACAGGCUGUGUGUCGUAUGUGAAGCCAGGUGGAUGGUGCUACUGAAGGGGAACAUGCUUUGUGUGAAGCUAGGUGGAUGGUGCUACUAAAGGGGAACAUGCUUUGUGUGAAGCUAGGUGGAUAGUGCUACUGAAGGGGAACAUGCUUUGUGUGAAGCUAGGUGGAUGGUGCUACUGAAGGGGAACAUGCUUUGUGUGAAGCUAGGUGGAUGGUGCUACUGAAGGGGAACAUGCUUUGAAACAAACUGGGGAAGAUAAAGGCUGUAAGAAUGUAUUACUGUGUGGAUGAUGUCACCGUCCUGUCACUGUUAGAAUCACUUUAAUGAAUGUUUUUAUUCACUUGAA